This is a messenger RNA of Aspergillus mulundensis, 2892 nucleotides long. RefSeq lists its product as uncharacterized. The transcript is spliced from 6 exons. The record is from RefSeq and is a predicted model, not a curated record. Lineage: Eukaryota; Fungi; Ascomycota; Eurotiomycetes; Eurotiales; Aspergillaceae. The coding region runs from base 1 to 2892 and encodes 963 amino acids.
AUGGCGGCUGCUCAGCCUUCGGGCUCGAUGGACAUCGCGAGUACUUUAACCCAAGAUGAAAUCCCUUUUAAAUUGCGCUGCGCCAUUUGCAACAAGCUUGCCGUAAACGCCUUCCGUCUUCCGUGUUGUGAUCAAGCGAUUUGUGAAAACUGUCAAGCAUCACUCCCGGACACAUGUCCAGUCUGCGCACACACUCCCAUUUCGUCCGAUCUCUGCAAACCGAACAAGGCCCUCAGGACAACGUUAAAGGCGUUCCUUCGCACGGAAGAGAAGAAGCGGGAGAAGGAGCGACAGGAAAGACAGGCAGCACAGCCUGCUACCUCUGACGAGGCUGCACCUGUGGAGGAGACCUCGAUCAAACAGGACAUCCAACAGGGCUCGAAUACCGUUGAGGAAACCCCCGCAGGGGCGCCGUUACCGGAUACGCAAAACUCUUCGGCACCACAGUCUGCUGAUAUCGCAGUUGCAGAAGCUGCUGAUUCGAACGUCCCCAGCGCGGAACAGAACGGGACGAAUGGGCUAUCCCAGGACGAACAGCCUGAGCAAAUCGCUCCCGAUAUAGCGAGUCAACCGAAUGAUGCGGAACAGAAGGAGAACGUCGAAGGCGACAAAACCGAGAAUGCAGAAAAUACCGAAUCCGCUGAACAACCUGAGCAGGACGCCCAGAAUGGGGUGACAGGCGCUGGUUUUCCCAAUACUAUGGGGUUCAACAUGAAUCCGGGGAUGUUUCCGAACAUGGCGUGGGGCGCAAACCCAAUGGCUCAAUUCAUGGGCAAUGGAAUGAUGGGUUUCCCCAAUCCUAUGGCAAUGGCCGGAAUGGGCAUCGACCCAAUGGCUGCGAGUCAGGGCAUGUUUGGAGGUUACGGGAUGAACAUGAAUGGCAUGAGCAAUGGCAUGAAUAUGGGGAUGGGGAUGUACGGUGGUUGGGACGGCUCGCAGAACAAUAUGUGGAAUGGAAGCCAAGAUAAAUUCAAUCCAAAUGCUUUCGCGAAUGGUAUGGGCGCGCAGUUUGGGGACCCGUCUGGCUUUGGCGGAUAUAAUAUGUCUCAACCGAACGGAGUUCAUCCUCAAAUGCAGCAGCAGCAGUUUCCUAACCAAGACUUCCAGAACGGCUAUCAUGGUCCAGGCAAUUACCGGGGUCGCGGCCGUGGAUACUACUCCGGUGGCCGUGGUCGUGGUGGCUACAGCGGCCAUAUGCAGCCUAGUUUCCCCCAUAAUGCUAACUCUGCGUUUCAAGAUAAUGCCUCUAACGGAGACCAGCCCGCACCUUCACAACCCGAGGAAGGCGCAGCAGAUGCAACGGCUGCUGAUGACACCCAGGUUUCGGAGGGAAAGAACAUGGCAGACGGACCAACUGCAGCUAAUGCAGCCCCCAACGACCCAGCUUCAAAUGACUUAGACGACAAGACCAGUGGUGGUAAUCUGGACACCACGCCUAGCGCUGGUGGCCAACCUGACCAAGCCGUGAACGCGGAAGAUCAGCUGCAGGGCAUUCCCACCAUCGAUAGUCUUAACCAACCGAAUAAUUUCGGAGCCAUGGGUGCACCGGCUCAUAUGCAUCAAGGCUUCAAUAGAGGUGGUGGCUAUAUGCGCGGAGGCUUUCACGGUCGUGGCGGCAGCUUCGGUGGGCAGCAGUUCAUGCCAGGACCAAAUAUGGCGCCCCGAGGACCGGGCGUUGAGGGUGCUCCAGCUGCGCCGAGAGCGAUGAGGCAGGGUCUGCCAAACACUAGCGUUUUCCGGCAGAGGAAUUUCCAGCCAGCCGGCCGUGGCUCCAUCCAGCCCGGCAGAGGCCCUGAAGCUUCAGAUACCCCGCAUACUGAGCCAGCCUCUGAAGAGCAGCCUCAGUCGACAUCCCGAUCUAUCUCUAGAGCAAGAUCGAGGUCCAGGCCAAGGUCGAAAUCCAGAAGCAGGUCUCGAUCUCCCAUGCGAACCCGGUCGAACAGCCGUCGAAGGUACCGUCCGCGCUCUCGGAGCGCUGAGAACAAUGCAGCCGACAUUGAUCGGCCGCGGGAGCGACGAAGAAGGCCUCACGAUGAUAGAGACAGGAUUGCAGAAGACGAGCGCCGCACUCGGUCGCCGUCCAUCGAGUCUCUUAGGUCAUCACGCAGGGACAAGGAACGAGACCAGCGUCGCAGUCGUCGCAGUCGUCGAUCUCACCGUCGGCGCAGCCGCAGCCGCAGCGCAAGUGCUGAUCGCAACGGUGAUAGUCGUGACAAUGAUCGCCUCGCUUCCAUUGCCGAAGAGAGAAGCAGCUCCAAAUCUCGAAGUCGAAAUGAUGAGCCCCUAGAGAGUUCGAGCCAUAUCCACCGGUCUGGAAAGGACCGUUCAAGCCGACGCGAAGAGGAUCGAGAACGGGACAGAGAUGCCCGCCGACGUGACCGGGACCGUGAGCGCGACCGCGAUCGUGACCGAGACCGAGACCGUGACCGUGAUCGUGAUAGAUACCGCGAAAGAGAGAGGGACCGCGAUAGAGAGCGAGAUCGCCCUCGAGACCGAGACCGAGACCGCAAGCGGUCUCGACGGGACCGGUCUGAAUCUGCCGUCGACGAUGAUUAUCAAUCAAGAAAGGCCAAACGAGGCCGUGAAGACGAUGCCCGCGCCUCUACCACUAUCAGAGACCGUCCAAAAGAUACGAAGGACACAAACCCCUCCGAACCCGAGAAAGAUCCUCAUACCCUAGAACGCGAAGCCCGCAAUCGCGAACGUCUGCUCAAAGAACAGCAGCGGCGUGAAGCAAUGCAAGCUGACCGAGACACCGCCAAAUCCAGCCGCCGACGCGACAGCCGUCAGGAACGAGGUGGGCGUCGCCUCAACUACAAAUAUGAUGAUGAGAGCGAUGGCGCGAGGGCAGCGAGGGUUGAAAGGGAGCGAGAGGCGAGCCGGUGGGAAUAA